Messenger RNA from Camponotus floridanus (Florida carpenter ant), 1754 nucleotides. Its product is annotated as prenylcysteine oxidase. Bases 255 to 1724 code for a protein of 489 amino acids. Gene Ontology annotation, biological process: prenylated protein catabolic process; prenylcysteine catabolic process. The record is from RefSeq and is a predicted model, not a curated record. Gene Ontology annotation, molecular function: prenylcysteine oxidase activity. NCBI's taxonomy places the organism in Eukaryota, Metazoa, Arthropoda, Insecta, Hymenoptera, Formicidae. The transcript is spliced from 8 exons.
AUUUUUCUCUCAAUGUAAAAAAUAAACAAAAUAAUCUUUAAACUGGUGUAGUUGUAACCGUUCUUAUCAGUUCAGCUGAAGAACAGACCUCUGAAUGAUUACAUAACUCGUAAAAAUAUAUAAAUACGUCGAGAAAAGAGCAAUUAAGAGCCACCGCGGAUGGUAGUGCAUAAAAUUUUUUAAAGAGCCCAAUUUCCAUAUAUUACUUUGUUAUAUAAAUACGUUUUGCAAAAUCUCUAACAUUCAUUUGAAAUAUGAUGAAGCAACAUAUAAUAUUGUUAAUAUUUGCAAUACUGAUACUCAAAUAUGGGACGUGCCUUGAAAUACCUAUUCCUCGUAUUGCCAUCAUAGGAGGUGGCAUUGGCAGUGCAUCCACUUCGCAUUUUCUCACAGAGUUAUUCAAUGGAAGUUUGAAGAUUGAUUUAUACGAAGCAAAAACUAUUGGUGGACGAUUGGCAACUGUAAAAAUUGAUAACAUUGAAAUGGAAGCUGGUGGUGCAAUUUUACACCCUAAGAACAUGUAUAUGCAGAAAUUUGUCAAACUUUUGGGUCUAGAGCAUAAUUCUUACAGUGGACUAAAGUAUGGUAUUUGGAAUGGAGAUGAAUUUGUAUUUGAGGAAAGCACAUGGUAUGUUAUAUCACUGGCAAAGUUAGUUCACAGAUAUGGUUUUCAAGUGUAUAAACUUAAAAGAUAUGUAGAUGACAUAGUAGAAGAAUUUGAGAAUAUAUAUCAUCUACAGGAUGAGGGAAAAUCUUUUCUCAAUGUCACUGCAUUGCUAUCAGCUAUGAAUAAAGAAUUCCCGAGUUUAUUGCAAUCGUCUGUAAAGGAUCAUCUUUUACAUAUGGGUUUUACAGAAAGAUUGAUUAAUGAAAUAGUGCAAGCUACUGUUGUAGUAAAUUAUGGUCAAGAUGUUAAUAUUCAGAGUUUUGUUGGUUUAAUAUCCAUAGCUGGUGCAGAUGCUAAUCUAUGGUCUGUUAAGGGAGGAAAUAAAGCAGUACCGGAACAUCUCAUUUAUAGAAAUAAAUAUGUAAACAUAAUACCAAGUCGUGUUACAAAAAUCCGUAAUAUAGUAGACAGCAGCGAUUCGAGUCAAUAUGAAGUGACUUAUAAAAAUAAAGAUAGUGUAGAUACAAUGACAUCUACAUAUGAUAUUGUAAUUAUUGCUGCACCACUUACACAUGAUCAAGAAUUUCCGAUAAAGUUCGUCGAUUUUCCAGAUAAUUUAGUGUUUCCAGGAGACUAUCAAACGACAUAUGCAACAUUUAUUAAUGGAGAUCUUAAUCCAAAAUAUUUUGGUUUGCAAGAGACUGUGGAUAUUAUAUUAAGUUGUAAUCCCAACAAAACAAAAAUCAGCUCAAUUGCAAAAGCGACUUCUGUGGAUGGAUCAUUUGAUAUAAAUUCGCAAAAUUGGAAAAUCUUUAGCAGAGAACCACUGGGAACAAAGCUUCUAAAAAAUAUGUUUUCUCAUGUCACUGAAAAAAAGGAAAUUGCUUGGAAAGCAUAUCCCCAUUACUCAAGUACAAAUGUACAUUUUGAUCAGUUCAAAUUACAUGAUGCGUUAUAUCAUAUCAAUGCAAUUGAAUGGGCUGGUAGCGCAAUGGAGAUGAGUGCAGUAGCUGGAAGAAAUAUCGCUAUCUUGGCACAUGAUAAUUUUGUCCAAAAAUACAACCUUGUAUUAAAUAAAAAAAUCCAUAAGGAUUCAAUUAGAAAAGUAGAAUUAUAAUAUUUUAAGUGUAUUAUUAUACACAAUACA